UGUCAAUAUAUGCAAAGACACGCCGCUGCUUAAAUGGUUAGUUCGAUAUCUUUUGAUAGUGCCCAUAAAUUUCAAGUGAAUAUUUAAUUGCUACUCUGCCAUUGUUUUGAUAUUGUACUCUCUUAUCGACGGGGAUUUCAUUUCGGGCGCGGAGUGAAUAUUGCGGAUUUCAUUAGAACUGUGAUUAGAGCUCGGCCUAUGGAAUUUAAACAUCAGAAACAAAAGACCAUGGUACGGGGCCUCGUUUUCCCAGUGGCCGUGAUUAUGUUCUGCUGUAGUCACGUGACAUCGCAGGUGUGUAACCAGGGAUGUAUGAUGGAUCCGUGUAACAGUACAGACGAAAUCCUAAUAACAGUUUCAGAUAACACAACAGUUGGUUCAGCUAUUGCGACUUUCACGUCUUCUGGAGUAAACAUCACGUUCAAGGAGCCUUGCUCAUUAUUUAACAUGACUGACGAGGCUAACGAAUCGAAGAUUGUGUUGAAUAUUGACCUGCAAAAGCCUUGCUUCGUGUCGCCCCAACAGUGUAGUAUGCAGUGCCAGAAUCUGCAACGCCGAUCAAACAUGGUUGAACGCUCUGUAAAACUGCUUGUGUACGCUAUCAACACGGACGCCCCUAAGUUUAGGAAUUCGACAUACACGAUUUCAGUCCCAGAGAAUACGACCAUUAAUUCAACAAUCGUUGAUUUUGGAAAAGAACCGCUUGUCCCCAUAGAUGAAGACUGCACCAACCAAUCAUUCCUCUUUCGUCGAGGACAGGGCGGAAGUAAUCAGCUGUCAAUCAUCCCAUCAGGCAUCGUUCGUAAUAGUCAGCCGCUGGAUUACGAACAGACACGCACACACAGACUAUCUGUAGUGGCCACAUCGGGUAAUGAUCCCGAAACAGCCACAACGGAGCUUAUCGUAGAAGUCAUCGACGUGGAUGACAACACGCCUACCUUUGAUAACACUGAGUAUAUCAUCAAUGUCACAGAAGAGAGUACAACCGAAUGGAUGACUUCAUUUCCGCCAAUCCAUUGCUAUGACCAGGACCUAGGAGUCAAUGCUACAGUGGUGUAUGCAUUUAAAGAUUCUCGUAACAUCAGUGCUCAUCUUGAGAUGGACUCGCGGACUGGCCGAAUUCGAAUCCACACUGCAAUUGAUCGAGAAACAGACCCUGCUCUAAGACUAGAUCUUUUGUGUUACCAAGAAGAUGACGUUAAAAAGACAGCAGCAGCCGUGUUAAUUGUCACAGUUUUAGACGUCAAUGACUGUGCCGCUGAGUUCCAGCCGACUCUCUACAACGUGUCCUUGCCUGAACAUAGCCUGGGAUAUGUGACCAAAGUCCGCGCUACUGAUUGCGACAUAGGUCCAAAUGCCGAGAUUUGCUACAAGAUUGUUAGCAAUACGACAGGGUUUUCCGUGGGUGACACAGGCGUUCUCAGUGUAGAUGUCAGGUCGGCGAUGGACAGAGAAACGAACGGAUUUAUUGUCAUACUGAUAGCCGGCGAGGACCGAGUAGGGAACAGGUCAUCAAACACUGCCACAGUGGUCAUCACUCUGCUUGACAUCAAUGACAGAACACCGCAAUUCGAAGAAUCCGGGUACCUGUUCGAGGCAACGUACACGUCGCCCAAUGCGUUCAUUGGAACUCUGUCCGCAACAGACGGUGAUCAGAACGGGACCGGCAACGCUAACGUCAGCUAUUUCAUCGAUGAGUCGCUCUCGCUAGGGAAUGUUCCUUUCACGGUGGAUGGGCGGACAGGAAACAUCACUGUACGGGGCACGGUAGAAUAUAAGGGCAGUUACAGGUUUAUUGCCAAGGCUUGUGAUAACCCGGCAGACCAAAGUGACAGGCGCUGCAGUCUGGUACCAGUAUCAGUGAUUUUUGACUGGAACGCGACCUUCUCCUAUCUGAAAGUCAACAUGAAAGUACCGGAGAAUGUGCCGAUUGGAACUUUAAUUGAUGCUAUUCCGUUAAAAGGCAACUCUUACGCUUGUUUAACGACGGGAUUUGCUGUUGAUAACCGCAGCCAUAUGCUGAUGUCGACGAUGCCGUUAGACAGAGAACAGCAAGAAACGCACCAAGUGGACGUUUUAGUUUUGCUGGACUCACAGGUUUUAGCCAAUGUUACGGUCAACCUGACCGUACUGGAUGUGAAUGACAAUGUGCCAGUGUUUGAGGAAGCCCAGUACUUCAUUAAUCUGCCGUUUGGUGGAGGAUCCGACUUUCAUCUUCCUACUUUAAAUGCUACAGAUGCUGACAAGGGAGUUAACAGCAACAUUACAUACAGCUUACGCAAUGGAGACACUGACAUGUUCACUAUUGACCCAAUGCGCGGCAAGCUCAAAACAGGGCCAGGCUGGACGAACGCGACCAUCAGUAUCUUUUCACUGUACCGCUUUGAGGUCUUUGCUACGGACAUGGGGCAACCCGCAUUGUCCUCUUCUGUGCCUGUCGUGUUUUCAUUUCUGCGCACACACGAAGACGGCACUGUAGAAAUACCAGUUCCUAUAGAUAAGGAAACGUUCAGACGACAGUCUGCAAAACUCCAAAGUUCAAUGGCGCGUUUACUUCAAGUUGAAAAUGUGCAAAUGACGCACCUAGAAGAGAGAAAAGACCGCACGGGAAUUCUAAUGUCGAUAAUUCAAGUUGGUGCGUUUAAUUCAACUAACGCAGCGGUGCGACUCGGCGACUUACAAAGGUCAAUAACCGACAACUGGGCUCAGAUUCAGGACCUUUUCCACACCUACAUGUCUCUAUCUUCGAUAAAUACCGACGCCGACGGCUCCCUAUCGCCCGCGGAAAUGAGCCUGAUUGCAGUGGCCGGCGUUAUCUUCGUCGGAGGAUUAGUCGCUAUAGUCAUCAUUUGCCGACAGUGGAACAAUCAUAUAAAGGAGCAUAGGCUAUACGACACUCUCAGAAGAUCCAGUACUAUGUACUCCACCCAGGAGUUGAGCCUAGACUUCUAUCAUGAUAUCCCGAGCGGCUACAGCACGCAUAGACGCACCCAGAGCGACCAAUCCGAACACAACUACGAAUUUCAAAGCAGUUUUGGCCUGGGGAUCAUCAACAGUGGUUACGCGGUCAACGACGAGGACGCUCCGAAAACGCCGAUAUGGAGCACAAUCAGCACGCCGAGAAUUCCCCGAUGGACCACCACUGACUCUUUGAAGGAUGCCAUGGAAAGUCUGGAUGCUCUGACCUCGAGAUUGAACGCCGAAGACACCAUCUCGGGCGUGACCAGCAUUUCACUAGAACGACGGUCUUUAAAGUCGGCAAAGAGUGAGCCGAAUUCUCCCAGAGGUUGUGAAAUGAACAGCAAUCAAGCGCUCAAGAAAGCCCAUUCGUUUUCCCCUGCGUCUAGAAAUGAAUUGAAUAAAAAGUCACCGGACGGUGUCUACGUAAACGGUUCAGUGGUGAAUGAAAAGGACAGUCCUUACGAAAACGACGUUACUGCGCCAGACUACGCACAUAGAUGGGGUUAUGUCGGAUAUAAUGAUAACAUUGGCGAUCUUCCUGACGAAAAUACCAUCACUAUUGGUGAUUACGUUAAUACAAAAGACACGGAUCAUAUUAUCGAGGAAUGUACUGCAUUUUAAAAUACAUUGUACAGUGAACAAACAGUUAUCUUACACAAAAUAUCAAACAUGUGACAUUAUUGGUUACUCAAUAGUUGAAGGAGUUUGUACAGUUUCAUAAUAAGAAUGUUUUUUUCUGAACAUACUUUUAUGUGAAAUAUCUACAACACGUUUAAUAAAAUAACAAAAAUGCA
Dreissena polymorpha is the source of this 3755-nucleotide messenger RNA. Its product is annotated as protocadherin Fat 4-like. Lineage: Eukaryota; Metazoa; Mollusca; Bivalvia; Myida; Dreissenidae. Bases 199 to 3582 code for a protein of 1127 amino acids. The transcript is spliced from 25 exons. Gene Ontology annotation, molecular function: calcium ion binding. Gene Ontology annotation, biological process: homophilic cell-cell adhesion. The record is from RefSeq and is a predicted model, not a curated record. Gene Ontology annotation, cellular component: plasma membrane.